AGGAGCCUGUCCGCUUGGCUGCAACCCAAGAUGGCGGCGGGGAUGUACCUGGAACACUAUUUAGACAGCAUUGAGAAUUUGCCAUUUGAACUGCAGAGAAACUUCCAGCUUAUGCGAGACCUUGACCAGCGAACAGAAGAUCUUAAAUCAGAGAUUGAUAAAUUGGCCACUGAGUACAUCAGCAAUGCACGGACGCUGUCUUCAGAGGAGAAACUGGGGCUUCUCAAGCAAAUCCAAGAAGCCUAUGGGAAGUGCAAGGAGUUUGGGGAUGACAAAGUGCAACUGGCUAUGCAGACGUACGAGAUGGUAGAUAAGCAUAUUCGGCGGCUGGACACAGAUCUUGCCCGCUUUGAAGCUGACCUGAAAGAAAAACAGAUUGAGUCAAGCGAUUAUGACAGCUCAUCUAGCAAAGGCAAAAAGAAAGGCCGAGCUCAAAAAGAGAAGAAAGCGGCUCGUGCUCGUUCCAAGGGGAAAAACUCUGAUGAGGAAUCACCAAAGACAGCCCAAAAGAAGCUAAAAUUAGUCCGCACGAGCACAGAAUACGGGAUGCCAUCGGUUACCUUUGGAAAUGUGCACCCCUCUGAUGUGCUGGACAUGCCUGUGGAUCCCAAUGAACCCACCUACUGCCUCUGCCACCAGGUCUCCUAUGGGGAGAUGAUUGGUUGUGACAACCCUGAUUGCUCCAUUGAGUGGUUCCAUUUUGCUUGUGUGGGUUUGACGACAAAACCAAGAGGAAAAUGGUUCUGCCCUCGCUGCUCCCAGGAGAGGAAGAAGAAAUAAAACAUGCGGCUUCUGAGGUCCAGAUGCUGUUGCCAGAACACCGAACCCUGUUCCUGGGCUUCAGUACUCCUCUCCCAGUUCCUGGGACCUCAUAGUUAGGGGGUCUCACUCUGGGUGUGCAGAGCUACCUGUGAAUGGUUUGUAUCCAUAUGAUGGUUCCCGUGUGUACUGAAACACUCACUGCUUGCCGUUGAGAGGGAAAGGGAGCAAGCCCUCUUCUUCCCUACAGACCUUGACUCUCCAUAGGUUUCAAAGCCUGUAUCAGCUUAAAGAAACCCAGACUUAUUGGUGAGAGAAGGAAUGAUAUCUGAAUAACUUAUAGAAGAAACAAAAUCUGCCCUCCAGAUUUCCUAGUUUGUAUCGCAGAAGAGGGGCAAUCGGGCCAGCCGUUUGUCCAGUAAGUGAUUUCAGAAGAUUGGCUUUUUAUUCCUUCUCUUCCCUCACAACAUUCCAUUUUUCAAAGGGAGAGGAACCCUUUAGAGCCAGCUGGAAUGUGCCUCAUUUUCCUCAAGGGUGUGUGUGUGGGGGGGGGGGGGGAGCCCUCUGCAAGGUGAGAUUUCCCCUCUGCCUGCUGAAAGAAGUGUGUUCAUGGAUUUUGUAACAGAGGCAAGCCAGGCUCCAUUCCUCUCUUGGUGGUGCUUGUUUUGGGGGGGGGGGGAAACCCCACGUUGUAAAAUAUGGCAUUAAAUAAAGUCAAUUCAACAAA
This is a messenger RNA of Elgaria multicarinata webbii, 1486 nucleotides long. It is a transcript of the gene ING4, whose product is annotated as inhibitor of growth family member 4. Bases 31 to 780 code for a protein of 249 amino acids. Gene Ontology annotation, biological process: regulation of DNA-templated transcription; positive regulation of apoptotic process. The transcript has 8 exons. Gene Ontology annotation, cellular component: nucleus. The record is from RefSeq and is a predicted model, not a curated record. Lineage: Eukaryota; Metazoa; Chordata; Lepidosauria; Squamata; Anguidae.